GUGACGUCAGAGCUGAUAAGAAUUCAGCGCUCAGGCCUUUUACUAUAGGUGGUAUUGUAAAAGCUGAUAAAAAAUUGAUAAGUUGUAGCCUGUAGUGAAAAUUUUGAAUUAAUUUAAUACGAAAAAUGUGAACUUUGAUGUGCACUUUUCUUUAAUUCUUAUGGAGUUAUUUCUUAUUCUUAUAAAUAGUAAAAAUUCCAGAUUGUAAUUCUGUGAGAACGACUUCUAAUUAUUUCUUGAUUCAUCAAUCAUGAAAAAAUCUGGGGGCAGUGAAAAACAUGCUUCAAAAAAUAAAAAUAAUCAAUCGAAGAAGCAGAGCAAAGAUAAACGUAAAAAAGCCAACAAGACGAGUAAACAGACCAGAUUCGUGUUCGAUAAACGUAAUUCAUUGUGUAAAAAAUUUUCAAAAGGAAAUAAUAAACCAUUGAAAGAAAGAUUAUUAGAGCAACUGAGAGGAUCUCGAUUUAGAUAUUUGAAUGAACAGUUCUACGUAUCUUCGAGUACUGAUGCUAAAGAUUAUUUCGCGAAGAACCCUGAAGAAUUCGAAGCAUAUCAUGAAGGAUACGAACAACAAGCAUCUUUGUGGCCAACCAACCCAAUUGAUAAAAUAAUAAAAGAUAUACGGCGAGUGUUGAAAUCAGAAAAACGACUAGUAAUCGCUGAUUUUGGAUGUGGUCAAGCAAAAUUAGCACAGACCUUGGAUGGAACUGAUAAUAAAGUGUUUUCUUUCGAUUUAGUCGCCACUAACAAAUAUGUUACAGCAUGCGAUAUGUCGCAGACCAAUUUGUUCAGUAAUUCAGUUAAUGUUGCAGUCUUCUGUCUUUCGUUAAUGGGCUCUAAUUUAUCGCAAUUUAUCAAAGAAGCUAAUCGAGUGCUUAAAAUCGAUGGGUUAAUGAAAAUUGCCGAAGUGAAGAGCCGAUUUGACAAGGUAGAAAAAUUCAUUCAAGACGUCGAAAAAUAUGGAUUUACCAUUGUAAAGAAAGAUUUAUCUGAUGAAGCAUUUUAUUAUUUUGACUUCAAGAAGAAAUCAUCCAUUUCGAAGCAUAAAAAGAAAAAAUUACCAGAGAUUGAACUGAAAUCGUGUUUAUAUAAACAAAGAUAAUUAUUAUUUUGUUACUACAUUAAAUCAUUUUUACUUCUU
Messenger RNA from Planococcus citri (citrus mealybug), 1141 nucleotides. RefSeq lists its product as uncharacterized. The coding region runs from base 251 to 1102 and encodes 283 amino acids. Gene Ontology annotation, molecular function: methyltransferase activity. Gene Ontology annotation, cellular component: chromatin silencing complex; nucleolus; rDNA heterochromatin. The transcript is spliced from 4 exons. NCBI's taxonomy places the organism in Eukaryota, Metazoa, Arthropoda, Insecta, Hemiptera, Pseudococcidae. The record is from RefSeq and is a predicted model, not a curated record. Gene Ontology annotation, biological process: cellular response to glucose starvation; rDNA heterochromatin formation; regulation of transcription by glucose.